This is a messenger RNA of Syngnathoides biaculeatus (alligator pipefish), 1362 nucleotides long. It is a transcript of the gene rassf10b, whose product is annotated as Ras association domain family member 10b. The record is from RefSeq and is a predicted model, not a curated record. Gene Ontology annotation, biological process: signal transduction. Lineage: Eukaryota; Metazoa; Chordata; Actinopteri; Syngnathiformes; Syngnathidae. The transcript has 2 exons. Bases 202 to 1362 code for a protein of 386 amino acids.
UUGAGGGGCGCGAAACAAAUCCGGAGAGCUUGUGACGUCAUCCAGCCUGUCCCACAUUCCCUGACGGUCUGGCGGCAGUCACGUGAUCGCGCUCGCUCAAGUUGCUUCCACUUUUGUGUCCCAUCAGCAAGUCUUCUGCACAAGAAUUGGCACAUUACAGAAAACAUAAUCAUCGUCAUCCUCAUCCUCAACAUAUUAAUUAUGGAUUCCGUGGAGAGGAGGAUCUCGGUGUGGGUGCGCGCCGAGGAGAAACUGGUCCUGGGCUUGUCCAAACGCACGACCUGCGCCGACGUGGUCAAAGCGCUCCUGGAGGACCUCGAGGACCCCAAGCAUCGGCGCUACUGCAUCGCGGAGACGUGGAGGGGCCUCCGGAGGAUUCUGCCCGACCGGACCAGGAUUUGGCGUCUCUGGGUGGCGUGGGGAGCCGAGCGGGACCGCGUGCGGUUCGCGCUGGUGGGCCGCGGCGGCAGCGAGGAGUCUGCGAGGAGCGGGGAGGCGCGCGUGGUGCCGCUGGUCAGAACCGCGCCGGGUUCUUCCUUGGCGGAGGUCCCGCUCGACAAGCAGCGUCGGGCGGUCAGGAAAGCCUUCCGGAAGCUGCACAAGGCGCACAAGAAACGCGCGUCCUCGUCUCGCGCCGACGAGGCGCAGACUUUGGCGCAGCUGGUCCUCUUCCAGGAGCGCACCAUCCGCCUGCAGGCUCUCAGGCUCCGGCAGCUGGACGCCGAGAUCGAGAGGCGCGAGGCCGAAGUGCAUCUGGACCGGACCCGGACCCGGAGCCACGGCGACGGUUACGUGCAGGAUGCCUAUUCGGCGGGGGCUCGCGGCCGGGAUUCGUGCUCUCCGGCAGGCUUCCCCCACCCGUGUGACGGCCUGUGUCAGGAGGAACUGUGGGAGCAGGGGGCGCUAGCGGACAUGUUGAUCGGGCAGACGGAGGAGGAGCUGGACCGGCACUGGAUGCGGAAUUGGUGGAGGGAAGAGGAGCCGCCCCCGGCGUCGUCGGUCCCGGGAGGAGAGCAGAUGUUUUUGGAGGAGAGGCUGAGGAGAUUUCUGGACGCCACGUCGUACGUGGGCCGGCGCCUCCGCUCGGAUUUGGAGGCUAUUAGGGGCGAUUUGGAGCUGAGCCGGCAGAUUUGGAGCAGCCGCCACGAGGAGAUGAGGGAUUUGCUGGAGAAAAUCAACUCUUUGGGUUCCGACGACGGGGGUGGGGCGGAUGGAGCUGAGGGGAGGAAGAGCCAGUGGGUGGAGCGAGCCAGGGGUUGGUCCGAAUGGCACCGAGGCAACGAUGAGGACUCAGACACGGGUUUAAGCUCCCUGCACAGCCAGGAGUCUGACAGUAUCAUUGUGUGCCAGUCUCUGGUGUAG